GAACAAACGUUGUUCUCGUUUUUCUUACAGAACAAACAUACCGAAGGAAAUAAUGGCGAUACCUGACUUUCCCUUUAAAAAUCCGGAUGGCCCCUCUUUCGUUCACCACAGCAUGAUAAGAGAAUACCUCACAAGCUAUGCAAAACACUUCAAUCUCUAUCCUUACAUUAAAUUCAACACCCUGGUGAAACACGUAGAACCAGAAACUACGAGAAAUGGACAGAUGUUGUGGACAGUGACAUACGAAUCAUUGGAAACCAAAGUGCAAGUCACAAAAACCUUCGACGCCGUCGUGCUGUGCAACGGUCAUUACAGUGUCGGUCGGAUUCCACGUAUUUCAGGCAUCGAAAGCUUCCGCGGUAGAUGCGUUCACAGUCAUCAAUACAGAAUGCCAGAAAUCUACGCCGGCAAGAAGGUUUGCAUACUCGGCGCGUCCUGGUCCGGCAUCGAUAUCGCUAUGGAAGUUUCGCAAUACGCCAAUAAAAUAUAUCUGAGUCAUAAUCUGCCAGAACAGCUCGACUCGACGUUAAGCAAUGUCGAGCAGAGGCCUGGCGUCGAGUCCGUAAGGGGAAACAUCUUCAUCUUUCGCGACGGCUCCACGGCGGAAGUGGACGAUUUCAUAUACUGUACCGGUUACGAAUUCACGUAUCCCUUUAUGUCGGCUAAAGUCGAGAUACGUACGGACGAUGAUCACGUAGAGCCCAUCUACAAGCAUCUGGUACACAUGGACUACACAAAUCUGUUCUUCAUGGGCCUACCCGCGCUCGUGAUACCAUUCCCAAUGUUCCACGUCCAGGCGCAGUACGUCCUCGGGAUUCUUGAGGGUCGCAUCAAGCUGCCGUCGUCGCAACAGAUGCGCGAGGAAUACAAAAUCGAGAAGAAGUCUCUGUUGGACCAAGGCAUUCCGCUGAGGCACAUCAACAAAUUCAAGGACAGACAGUGGGCUUACUACGACGACCUUGCGACGGCUGCGAAUGUCAUAGGCUUCCAACCGGUGAUCAAGAAGAUCAUGGACCACGUUUUCCAGAUGCGCGAUGUAGACUUCACUACCUACAAAAAUUAUCAGUACCGCAUCAUCGAUAGCGAGAACUUCAGUGUGUCUUAUUGUAAACCUUGUUAAGGCCCACGCAAAAAAAGAAACGGAAAGUGAACAUGAUUUUAUUGCAAAAUAAUCGUACCGAAUUCAGACAGCCAGGCUCAACGAAUCGUUCGUCUUCCAAUGUCAGCAACAUUUAUGUUACUAGGUUGCGUAUAUCUACAUUGCGAAUCGACACGACAUAUAUUUUUUCGAUUAAGAUUGUUAAUAUUACUAACAAUUAAUGAUAACAAUCAGAAUUGAACGAAGGUGCUAGAUCCGUUUAGUAACGCCUUAAUGAAAGUGUUUACCAUUGAUAAUGUGCUUUUGCACAAGACCGUUUUGCAAUAUAGCUUGUUAUAAUAGUAAAUGAUAUAGAAAAGGAUAAUUAAAAUACAGGAUUAUCAUGUUACUUAUAAGAUUCAUAAAAAUGUAGCAUAUGCAUAUAUGUAUAUAUAUAUACAUAUAUAUGUAUAUACGUAUAUCCAUUAAUAGUUAGUUAUCAGAAAUCUUUCGAUGUUUACAAAAAGCACGCAAUAAAUACAAGCUACAUGUUGAGAACUACUAUAGAAUUAAUUUCUAUUCUUGUUUCUGAAAUCAACCAAUGCUUGCAUUAUGUGUAUUCAAAGAACGAGAUCAACUUUUUUUUUCAUCUUACAUAUCUAGAUUUCAAUAAAUUUUAUAGCCCCACUAAUAACUGUCUACAGGAGUAAAUAAGAAUACAUACAAAUGCAAAAUAAGAGAUAAGACAAUAAAUAGAUAUAUUUUGGAAGUA
Wasmannia auropunctata (little fire ant) is the source of this 1850-nucleotide messenger RNA. RefSeq names its product flavin-containing monooxygenase FMO GS-OX-like 3. Gene Ontology annotation, molecular function: flavin adenine dinucleotide binding; NADP binding; N,N-dimethylaniline monooxygenase activity. The transcript has 5 exons. The record is from RefSeq and is a predicted model, not a curated record. NCBI's taxonomy places the organism in Eukaryota, Metazoa, Arthropoda, Insecta, Hymenoptera, Formicidae. The coding region runs from base 53 to 1120 and encodes 355 amino acids.